This is a messenger RNA of Bursaphelenchus xylophilus (pine wood nematode), 1793 nucleotides long. The record is from the annotation of a GenBank genome assembly. NCBI's taxonomy places the organism in Eukaryota, Metazoa, Nematoda, Chromadorea, Rhabditida, Aphelenchoididae.
AUGACCGAAACCCGGAUGUCCGAAUUCUACGAUGUUUUCAAGGACUGUGUUGUGGAGAGCAAACGAAUGAAAUUUAUUGAAGAGUUGGGGGAUGUUCGAGAUUUCGAUAUGGACCUGUUCAAGAAGAUGUGAGUUUUUGGUUUGAGAUUUUGUUCGGAUUUUAGGUAUGAUCGGGUGGAUCAAUAUAUUUUGAUGAAUUUGGAGGGAACACUAGCUGAUUUUUGUUGCAUAGCCUUGUAAAUGAACUCAGCAAAGCUAUGCGUUUUGAAAUUUUGAAAGCGUUUGCCUGGUUGCAUCAAUUUUUGUAAUCUAUAUUGUUCAUGAGCCAUGCAACUGAAUUUUUUUUAGGCCGAGGUUUCUUCACCAGAAACUAUCAGUUAGACGGAGAGACAAGAUGAAUUUGGUGGUUCUUGAAGCUUUUAUGGAUAAUUAUUCAAGGCUGGAAAGGUUUUCCAGGUACAAACGGUGUUGUGAUCUUAUCUAUGGUGAGUUUGAUCGUAUUUUUCAUUAUUUCUUUUUUUUAGAUGAGGGGCGCGGGGCGUUUGAAGCGUACAAGAUUUUUAUGGUAAGUAACAGCUGUUUCAAUCUGCUGCUCUGUUAUUUUUAGGCAUUGUGAGCACUUUUGUCGUCUUUUAUUUUCGGCUAUGUACAAUACAAUUUUUUUCAGAGCCUGUCAAGUCGCUUUCGCAAUGCUUUGUUGUGUCGCUUGCAUGGUUCUGACAUCAUUAUGGAAAACACAACAAUUAUUUCCUGUUGCAAGAAUGUCACGGUCCUCUUCAGCGGCUCCGUUGCCCAAUUUCUUGAUUUUUAUCUACACUUUCCGUUCGAAGUUAAGAAUGCCUAUUUGAAAUGUAAUUGCAAGGUGUCGAGACCGGUUCGGAUUCCACGUGAGGCAGAAUGUUUGUAUAGUAAGAAAAAAUUCGCAACCAUUUAAUAUUGUACUAGGCGUUUGCAUCGACGAGUUCCGUAUGCUUGUAUCGGCGUGCGAGAUUUUGGGUUUUUUGGGAAAUGUGGAGACAGUUAGGAUCAAAUCCCGAUGUAUCAGGGGCCUCCGUGGCCAAAUGGAAGUGGAUAAACUGAUUUUGACGGACCGGCACGGACCUGCGGUUGCCAUGAAAAUGGAAGGGGAUGUUUUGAAGAUUGUGAAUAACUGGGAUGUCAAUUUUCAGGUGAUAUUGAAGUAAGCUACUGAUAAUUUAUGGCCGUUUACCGAUUUUGUUAUAUUCUCCUUGAUUAAUUGUUGUUGCUUUUAGAAAAAUCAAGAUCAAGGGCCAACCCAAGAGGCUUAAUAUGCGUUUUUCGACUUGUAAAGACCGUUACCUGGCCGCCGGCGUCUGCAAACCAUUCAAAAAGGUGUUUAAACAACUGGAAGAAGUGAAUCUUGUAUACACGGUGACUGUAAGUUCCUUUGGGUUUUAUUAUUCCUAAUUUAGACCAGAUUUCCUGAAAUUGCCUUCGAUGGACUCUUCAGAGAGGCAGAAGAACUUGCCGAAGGCGAUCUUCGAGUGAACUUCCGAAUACGGCAUGUUUACAAUAUUUUGACCCCUAUGAAUGGAGUCAGGCAUGUGUUCGUUACCGUUGGCCGAAUUUUCAAGACCAACUUCAUCAGACUCGCCGAUAGGGAGGGCUGUGGCUUUGCAUUCGACUUUACCGACAGAAACUUGACUAUACAUUUCUGUUCUGGAGAACUUAAUAACUGCGGAUUGAGGAGGAAUGAAGGAGAAUAUGACGGAGAACUUGCAGAUUCCCAGAACAAUCACGACGACUCGUCUUCGGAUGGUGACGAAAUGUAA